GAAAAUUUGUCAUCAAGCAAGUUGUCAGAAAAAAUUAUUUGUGAUUUGUGAAUUUGUGGAAAGUGCGUCUUGAAAGUCGAAUUAAACCGUGUUUUGUGAUUUCUGUGCAAAUUGAGGCCACGCCUUAAAUUUAAUUGUUUAUACAAAACAAUAUACCCUUACUCUGUGCACAGAAAAGAUCUGUUCAGUGUCCCACUUGGUGACAAUGUGGCAGAACCCAGGAGUGUACCCCGGAGAUCAAGGGGCGCAAGGAGGGUAUCCCCAGGGAGGAUACCCGCAAGGUGGAUACCCGCAAGGUGGCUACCCGCAAGGUGGCUACCCGCAAGGAGGUUACCCCCCGCAAGGAGGUUACCCCCCGCAAGGUGGAUACCCACCGGGCGGCUACCCACCUCAACCCGGCUACCCUGCGCAGCCUGGUUUCCAACCCGGAUAUGGAGGUGCUGGAUUUGGCGAGCCGGCCGGAUAUCCGGGACCGGGGCAGGGAAGCCUGGGUGAAGAUGGUGAUGUCAAAGGCUUCGAUUUCAAUGAGCAGAGUAUACGCAAGGCUUUUAUACGGAAGGUAUACUCCAUCCUGAUGUGCCAGCUGCUGGUGACGCUGGGCUUCAUCACGCUGUUCGUGUACCACAAGCCAACGCAGAUGUGGGUGCAGAAGAACACCUUCUUGUUUUGGAUAGCAUUCGCGGUGGUGUUUAUCUGCCUGAUAGUGAUGUCGUGCUGCGGCAACGUGCGGCGCCAGGCGCCCAUGAACUUCAUCUUCCUCGGCAUCUUCACCGUCGCCGAGAGCUUCCUGCUCGGCGUCACCAGCAGCAUGUACGACGGCACUGCGGUGAUGAUGGCAGUCGGCAUCACAGCUGCGAUCUGUUUAACGUUGACGCUAUUCGCAAUGCAGACGAAGUACGACUUCACCGCUAUGGGGGGGAUACUGCUUUGUGCUACUGUCGUUUUACUCCUCUUCGGUCUGAUAGCAAUGUUUUUGCCCGGGAAUCGUAUAGUGACGCUAGUUUACGCGUCUCUCGGUGCGUUGCUGUUCUCC
Molecule: messenger RNA, 1033 nt
Organism: Papilio polytes (common Mormon)
Lineage: Eukaryota; Metazoa; Arthropoda; Insecta; Lepidoptera; Papilionidae
Product: protein lifeguard 1-like
Exons: 9
Cellular component (GO): membrane
Source: RefSeq, a predicted model, not a curated record